Microthlaspi erraticum is the source of this 1758-nucleotide messenger RNA. Lineage: Eukaryota; Viridiplantae; Streptophyta; Magnoliopsida; Brassicales; Brassicaceae. The record is from the annotation of a GenBank genome assembly.
AUGGGGAGCAUCUGUGAGUUGUCUGAUGAUUUGCUGGUUAAGAUAAUAUCGUUUCUUCCAUUAAAAGUUGCUGUCUCGACUAGUAUCUUGUCGAAACAAUGGGAGUUUCUUUGGAUGUGGUUACCUAAACCUAAGUAUGAGCUCACUGGUCAAGGGUAUGUGGAAUUUAUUGACAAGAAUCUACAAUUGCAUGGAGCUCCGGUCAUUGAAAGCUUGCUCAUCGUAUUUGGAUUACUAAAGCCUGAGAAAAUCAAACUAUGGGUUGAUAUUGCGGUUUCUCGCUUCUUGCGUGAGCUAAGUAUCCGCUAUCUUCUCAAAAACGGCUAUGCUCUCAGAAGUAGAGUAUUAUUAUCGUUGCCUAUUAGUCUGUAUACAUGCGUCUCGCUCAUGACUUUGAAACUUGAUGGCAAGAACAUUGCCGUGGAUGUUCCUCAAACUGUUUGUCUCCCUUCCUUGACGACGUUGGAACUUAAACGUGUGAAAUACUCCAACGAAGAUUCUCUUGGGCUGCUUCUAUCGCAUUGCCCUGUUCUUGAAGUUCUUCUUAUUAAACGAAGCCAUGAGAGUGACAAUGUGAGAGCGUUAGUCGUUGAUGUCCCAUCUUUGAAGUGGUUAUCUUUAAAGAUAGGUGAAGAAUGUUCUUCUGAUGGGAGUGACAAUGUGAUAGUUACCCCUUCUUUGAAGUAUUUCAGAAUUAAGGAUUGCAGAGAUUCUCCCACGUAUUUGCUCAAGCCUAUGACAAAGCUCGAAGAGGCAGAAAUUGAUGUUAAGAAAGAUAUCGAGAAGAUUCUCGAAUUAAUCACAUUUGUCAGACGUCUUAGAUUACGUGUAGCAUCGUUCAACAGUGUGGAAGAGUUUGUGUAUCCAGCUGGUAUUGUCUUCAACCAGCUUGAACAUUUGAAGCUAGAUGUAUGCAACGACUAUUGGUCCAAGUUUCUUAUCUGGUUGCUCGGAAAUUCUCCUAAACUGAGAGUCCUCAUUCUAUACGUCUAUUGGCGUCCAAUACGUGAGAAGUAUGAACUGGGGAAUUGGGAAAGCAAACAGAGCUCUGUUCCUGAAUGUUUUUUGAGGAGUCUAGAAACUUUUGAGUAUUCAGUCCAUUUCUCCGUUAUCCAUCUUCGCCGACGACCGGAAAAAAGCAUAGUUAGUGUUGAAGAUUAUCCUCAGUCGCAUCGACUCUUCUUGUUCCAAAGAAAAUACCUUUCCUCGAACAUGUUCAAGAAGUUUUGUUUGGAGGAGAUUUCAUCACAAAACCAAGUAAAGGCAUCUGUUCAACGUAGGAUCCGCCAGAGUAUUCAAGAUGAGUACCCGGAUCUCGAAACAGUUUUGGAGGAUCUACUUCCCAAAAAGUCUCCUCUCAUCGUAGUGAAGUGCCCAAACCAUCUGACCCUAGUUGUUGUCAACAAUGUCCCGCUCUUCUUCUGUAUCCGUGACGGGCCAUACAUGCCAACACUGCGGCUUCUUCAUCAAUACCCAAACAUAAUGAAGAGGUUUCAGGUUGAUAGAGGUGCCAUAAAGUUUGUUCUCUCUGGUGCAAACAUUAUGUGUCCUGGUCUUACAUCCCCUGGAGGCGUCCUGGAUGAAGAAGUCGACACAGAAAGACCGGUGGCCAUAUAUGCAGAAGGAAAGCAACAUGCCUUAGCGAUAGGCUUCACCAAAAUGUCAGCCAAAGACAUAAAAAGCAUCAACAAAGGAAUCGGAGUGGACAACAUGCAUUACCUCAACGACGGUCUCUGGAAGAUGGAGCGGCUAGAUUGA